This is a messenger RNA of Dermacentor albipictus, 2553 nucleotides long. It is a transcript of the gene betaggt-I, whose product is annotated as geranylgeranyl transferase type-1 subunit beta. Gene Ontology annotation, biological process: protein geranylgeranylation. NCBI's taxonomy places the organism in Eukaryota, Metazoa, Arthropoda, Arachnida, Ixodida, Ixodidae. Gene Ontology annotation, molecular function: CAAX-protein geranylgeranyltransferase activity. Gene Ontology annotation, cellular component: CAAX-protein geranylgeranyltransferase complex. The record is from RefSeq and is a predicted model, not a curated record.
GAUGGCAGCACCGUCUCGCAACAGUUGCAAACCACACGAACUUGCGUGAACGGGUGUCUGCUAGCAGCGAUUGUUAUGCAGAUACUUUCUAGCUGGUUUUCUCGUUCAGGAUUUUAGGCGCACUAUUUAGUGAUUGACAAUUAUAACGAUGGUUUUCCUGAGGGCUCAACACAUUAAGUUUUUCCAGAGAUGUCUCACUGUUCUCCCCUGCGCUAUGUCAUCUUUGGACGAAAUGAGAAUGACUGUAGCAUAUUUCGCAGUUUCUGGACUGGAUCUGCUCAACGCUCUCGAUACAAUAGGAAACAAAAAACACAUUGUCGAAUGGAUAUACUCACUCCAGGUCUUGCCAAAUAAGGAUCGGACUAAUCUUGACCGGUGUGGUUUCAAGGGAUCUCAUGCUACUGGCUUCAAGGGGAAUGAUUUGGAUGAUAAUGCCAGCAGUUUGAACUGUGGCCAUAUUGCCAUGACUUACACUGCAUUGGCUACCCUCAUUAUACUCGGUGAUGACUUGAGCAGAGUGGACAGGUUUGCCAUCAUGCAAGGUCUCAAAGCACUCCAGCAAGAGUCUGGAAGCUUUACAGCUCUCAUCCAUGGGAGUGAGGACGACAUGCGAUUUGUCUACUGUGCUGCAGCAAUAUGCUGUUUGCUGCAUGACUGGUCUGGAUUUGACAAAGAAAAGGCUGUGAGCUUCAUUCAGAGCUGUUAUGGCUAUGAUGGAGGAAUAUCGCCAUAUCCAGGAACAGAAUCACAUGGGGGCUCGACAUACUGUGCGGUGGCCUCACUCGUCCUCAUGGGGCAGCUGCACUCAGCGCUGAGUGAACAACAGUUACGCAGCCUGCAGCGAUGGUGUCUGAACCGGCAGUUGACGGGAUUCCAGGGCCGUCCGAACAAACCCAUCGACACUUGUUACUCUUUUUGGGUAGGCGCAGCCCUCAAGCUUCUAGGUGCCUUCCAGUUUGUGAACCAGAAGGAGAACCUAGAAUUUCUCUAUUCGACUCAGGAUGCAAUCACAGGUGGCUUCAGCAAGUGGCCUGACAGUGACCCUGAUCCCAUGCAUGCCUAUAUGGGCAUUGCGAGUUUGUCCCUCAUGGGUGCGGAGAAGGUGGCACCACUCGAACCAGGACUCAACAUCAGCCAGCGAGCAGCGGAGCAUCUGAAGAGCGUCCACGUUUCUUGGACGGUGCUCGAGCUCGAGCAGAGGCUCAAGAGUUGCUCGAGCAAAGAAAAUGGCACGGGUGGAGGUGGAGACAGAUGAUAGUGUGCCAUACUGCCUAGUUCCUUCACAGUUGUUGCUACUUUGUGGGCCAGGACAUGCGUAGUUGUUGCACCUUUUUGGGCUGACAUAUCGUAUUUAGUGAGCUCGAGGUACUGUCUUGUAUCUUUUUUUUUCCUUAGCUGCGGUGCUGAUGGUGCCUGUUGGUAAUGCCAGCAAUCGACAAUGAGGUGACUGCAGAAGAUUGUUUCUUGCUUUCGUUAUAUUUGUUCUAUCACACCCAUGCUCAUGAUGCUUAAGAUAUCUUUCAACUCCAGUUCGUACAUGUGGUGUACUGAUCUGCAGUAUGUGUACACUGUACUGCAUAUGGUGUCCUUCCUUGAAAGCAACCAACCAUUAGAUGCUUGCAACGACAUUCUAAGUUUGAACAGCGCAUAAGCAGAUAUGUGCCAUAUCCUUCAUGCACUACAGAAUGUGAGUGCAUUUCGUUAUGACUUCAUAGUGUGUAAUGUUUUUUGUAAACUCUUCUGCUGAUCUCGUGCACCAUGCACGAUACAUCAUAUUGUUAUUGUUCUUGCAGAAUUAAUUCAUACAUACAUAACUGUGCUGGAAGAUAAUUUUUUGUCUUAUUUCUGAGAUUUUGUACAUGACACUCAUCUGUUUAGAAAUGUCAGAUCACACAGUUCCUGUGAGCUUACAUUCAUGCUUUCUAUUUCGCAGUGUUCAAAACUGAAUGCGUGUGAUAUUAUGCUGUUGCUGCUGUGAUUCAAUGAUUAGGAGUGUAGGCAUUGUUCCGUGCUGCUUAAAACUGGUUCAUGGAAAUCUGUACUGCCAAGAUAUGCACAGUUCACGUGAAUACUUCUCUGGUCAUUUCACUUUUGUAGCUUAUUCACUGCUGUCGUGAUUAGAGUCAUAACCGCUUUAAAUAUUUGAAAGCAUAAAUAUUGCUAGUUUUUUCUGAAAUGCAUGGCUCGAUACCUAUGUGUUUCUGCUUCUAGCCACUAUGCAUCAUUUUAUCCAAAGACACUUUUAGUCUCUGUGAGAUUUUAGUUUCGUUUGUGCCUGGCAAGGAGUUAAUGACUGCUUACUUCUAUUUUUUUAUUCAACUGUCUUUAUACAGUAGCUCUUGUGAAAAUGGAGUUUGGUUCUUGUUAUAAAAUACUAGUACUUUAUGAUGAUGAAGCCAAUGUAGACUGGAAGAUGUAUUGAAUUAACAUACAUACAAAUUAUGAUUAUUUUUGUAUGGUGUGUAAUCUGAUACAUAUCAGUCUUUUCCAUGUGAGGCGAAAUCUUCUGAUGCUAGGUAUGGCUAUGGAUUAAAACACUUUAAACCCAGAUAA